UCGUCUGCCCAGUGCCCAGUGCCCCGCCACUCCACCCAACCGCGGCCGCCGCCUCCAAACCAUCGCAGAAACAGCCGAAACUCCGUCAAGGACCCGCCGUUCCGCGCACCGCGCGCGUCGCCCCCAACACGCCAUGGCCGCAGCCAUUCUCCGCCGCCUCAACCCCACCGCCGCCGCCGCCGCGCGCGUGGCGCCGCUGCUCGCCCGCGCCCCCGCGCGCGCUGUCUCCGACUCCACCGACCCGAUCACCGUCGAGACCUCGGUCCCCUUCGUGUCGCACCUCCUCGACCCGCCCUCCCGCGAGACCACCACCUCCGCGCGCGAGCUGCUCGCCUUCUUCCGCGACAUGUCCGUCAUGCGCCGCGCCGAGCUCGCGGCGGACUCCCUCUACAAGGCCAAGCUCAUCCUGGGCUUCUGUCACCUCUACGACGGCCAGGAGGCCGUCGCCGUCGGUAUGGAGGCCGCGAUCACGCGCGCCGACGCUAUCAUCACCGCCUACCGCGACCACUGCUUCUACCUCGCCCGCGGCGGGGACCUCGUCGCCGCCUUCGCCGAGCUCAUGGGCCGCCGCGACGGGUGUUCAAGGGGCAAGGGAGGGUCCAUGCACUUCUACAAGAAGGACGCCAACUUCUUCGGCGGCCACGGCAUCGUCGGCGCCCAGGUGCCGCUCGGCUGCGGCAUCGCCUUCGCGCAGAGGUACAGGAAGGAGGGCACCGUCACGUUCGACCUCUACGGCGACGGCGCAGCCAACCAGGGCCAGCUCUUCGAGGCGCUCAACAUGGCCGCGCUCUGGAAGCUGCCCGUCAUAUUGGUCUGCGAGAACAACCACUAUGGGAUGGGGACGGCGGAGUGGAGGGCCUCCAAGAGUCCGGCUUAUUACAAGCGCGGGGACUAUGUUCCUGGGUUAAAGGUCGAUGGAAUGGAUGUUCUUGCUGUCAAGCAAGCUUGCAAAUUUGCCAAAGAACACGCCCUUGAAAAUGGACCGAUUAUUCUUGAGAUGGACACCUAUAGAUACCAUGGACAUUCUAUGUCAGAUCCAGGUAGCACCUACCGCACUAGGGAUGAGAUUGCAGGCAUAAGACAGGAGCGCGAUCCAAUUGAAAGGGUCAGAAAGCUCAUAUUGGCCCAUGACUUAGCAACAGCCCAAGAGCUAAAGGACAUGGAGAAGGAAAUAAGGAAGCAAGUUGAGACUGGCAUCGCUAAAGCAAAGGAGAGUCCUAUGCCUGAUCCAUCUGAGCUCUUCAAAAACGUUUAUGUCAACGACUGCGGCUUGGAGUCCUUUGGGGUAGACAGGAAGGAGGUGAGAACCGUUCUCCCAUAGACUGCUGGCAAGCAAGAAGCUUAGCUGCGUUGUACUUGUAUGGUGUAUACCGACAACCGAGGAGAAGUAAUACAGGCAAAGGAACCCUCAGUGUUGCCGUGCAUUUCCUUUUCUGUCACUGAAUAAGUUUUGUAAAUAAACGCAUCAACUGCUGGGUUCUGUUUCUGUAUCACACUGCAGUCAUAUCCUCUUAUGGUUAUCCCAAUUUGUAAUUUCCUCGCUCCGUGAGUUGCGAAGCUGAAGUUUUCUUGGGUGCGCA
This is a messenger RNA of Phragmites australis (common reed), 1580 nucleotides long. Its product is annotated as pyruvate dehydrogenase E1 component subunit alpha-2, mitochondrial. Gene Ontology annotation, cellular component: intracellular membrane-bounded organelle. The record is from RefSeq and is a predicted model, not a curated record. Gene Ontology annotation, molecular function: pyruvate dehydrogenase (acetyl-transferring) activity. Gene Ontology annotation, biological process: pyruvate decarboxylation to acetyl-CoA. Bases 134 to 1321 code for a protein of 395 amino acids. The transcript has 8 exons. Lineage: Eukaryota; Viridiplantae; Streptophyta; Magnoliopsida; Poales; Poaceae.